Anoplophora glabripennis (Asian longhorned beetle) is the source of this 1900-nucleotide messenger RNA. RefSeq lists its product as uncharacterized. The coding region runs from base 354 to 1760 and encodes 468 amino acids. The transcript is spliced from 9 exons. The record is from RefSeq and is a predicted model, not a curated record. Lineage: Eukaryota; Metazoa; Arthropoda; Insecta; Coleoptera; Cerambycidae.
CAGCUUGUAUAAAUCGCAAUCAGCUGUUCACUGUUAGAGAAUAUUAAUAUUUUGGCUUCUGUUCCUACCUUUGUUAAAAGUGUCGAUAUUAACCAAGAAGGUGCUAUAAUAUUUACUAUUAUAGAUACAAAAUGUUCAGCAUUUUCUUUAAAAAUGUUAUGUCGAACACGACAUCGCCAGAUUCACGUACUACUUAUUUAGAUUCAUAGAUCGGUAAAACCCAGAAAUACCUGUUCCAGUAACCAUUGACAUAUCACUGAUCAGUGACUGUAGUGUAGGUAUUCACUAGUAGACGUUCCAACAAAGCAGGGAAAGGUGUGUUUUAUUAUUGUGUCUCAGAUUUAAAAAUAAUAAUGGAAAAUGAAAAGAAGAAGUAUAAUCAAAUGGAAAAUGUAUUGAAUAAAAUUAAUCAAAAGUACAUAUCACUACCGGAGGAUGAGAAAAAACGGAACAACAAAAUAUUGGAACAGGUAACUGAUCGAUUAGCUUCUUUGAUGAAAGACAAAGAUGUUCUGUUUAGAAGUACAUAUGAGAGAAAAUUUUACGGGGGAAGUUUCUACGACAAAAUUAAAGUUGGUAAACCCGAGGAGUAUGAUUUAGACCUUGUGUUAAAUUUACCGGCUAUAAUUGACCCCAUCCUGAAAUCUAGCGACAAACCAGGAUUUGUGAAUAUUCAGAUAACACAAUCGGAAUAUAAGAGACUGUCAAGCAGAAAGGAAUGGAAUAAAUUUAAAAAACUACAUGCAUUAAUGGACUCUAAAAAUUUCCUCUCGACUGUUAAAGUUUUGCAAUGGAUAGAAAGAACUAUACAUUUAAGCUUAAAUGGAUUAAAGAGGGAAAACGAUAAAUACUACAUAGAUGUUGACUUUGGUAACAGUGGUUUUAUUAGAAUUUAUGUAAUGAUCUCGAAGGCUCAUCCAGCUUUUACUCUAAAAUUAAGAAACGAAGAUGAGACAAUCAGUUUAGACAUCGAUUUGGUUCCCUGCUUUCAAUUUAAGGAAGACAAAUGGCCAGAAGAGGGUUACAGAAAAAAUCCUUUUCCUAAGAUUAGGAAUACAUUUCUAAUUGUCCCCAAAAAGCCUCAUGGAAUGGAAAACUGUGAUACUUUAGAAAGAUACUGGAGGCUGUCAUUUCAAGAACAGGAAAGAGAUCUCAUAACAGGCCAGGAGCUUAAAACAACGAAGCCGGCAAUUAAAUUAUUGAAAAAACUUCGUGAUAAACAGAACCACAUUAAAAUAGCGAGUUAUUACAUCAAAACUAUUUUUUUAUGGAAACUAGAAACGGAAGAAGUUGGAUUCUGGAAACAGUCUCUAAGCUACGUGCUCAUGACGAUGCUGCAGACUUACGCGGAUAUGAUUCAAAACAAAAAAGUUCCGUAUUACUGGAAUGACGGUAACAAUCUUAUUGGACACGUGAAGGAAGCUACAUUGAAAGACAUCGGGAAUACGUUAAGGAACAUAAUUGUUGACGUUGAGACUAACUUGGACGAUCCUUUUGUAAUCGCUAAAUAUUUGAUUACCCAAGAGCAACUUGACAAGUUAAGAUGCGAGGUAAUUUUGAGCAACAAAAGUAGGAGGAAGUUGAAAUACGCUCAGUCUCUAUUCUCUCCGUCUGCUUCACAUUAUUCAAGUCAAAGCCAAGAUCAGUCCCAAACAGAGAAAAUGAAAAGACUGAUGGUGGACAAAGAAUUUGUACAAGAAGUAUCUGAACACAUUGAAAAAUAUUUGCAACCCCAAUGGAAGGAUAAAGACCAAUUUUAGAUAUUAAUUAGGCGAGUUAAUCUUGAGACUGACAAUGUAGUUAAUUUUAUCAUAGAAUGUUUUUGUUUAUACAGGAUAUUUCAGAAUAACACACCAUAAAUUCUAGGCAAUACAACAUCAAAAUAUAAGAUUUUUUCUGA